Molecule: messenger RNA, 1410 nt
Organism: Seriola aureovittata
Lineage: Eukaryota; Metazoa; Chordata; Actinopteri; Carangiformes; Carangidae
Gene: ppp1r14d
Product: protein phosphatase 1 regulatory inhibitor subunit 14D
Exons: 4
Coding region: 657-1019 (120 amino acids)
Biological process (GO): regulation of phosphorylation
Cellular component (GO): cytoplasm
Molecular function (GO): protein serine/threonine phosphatase inhibitor activity
Source: RefSeq, a predicted model, not a curated record
GAUAUCAGAAGGACAUGUCGGCAUAUUUUCUGCCAGAGUAAUAAUCCUAACUUGAUUGCAGUGGUUGCCCUUGCACCCUUUUUCCACUUUUUAUUGCUGUAAUUGACCUACGCUCUCCCACCUCCUAUAACACAGAGGAAGAGAGCAAAAAGCAAACACACACCCUAAAAGGUGCAUGUGCGCACACACACACACACACACACACACACACCCACACACACCCACACACAUACACACACACACGCACACACACAAAUGCAUGCACAAACUUGCACACAUACACACACAAAGGCAUAUCUCAUUACCAUCCUCCUGAUAGUGCAGCCAGUGGGUGUUGCACGAGGAGGAGGGAAGGAGAGCAAGACAGUGAGCUUUGGAGAGAGAGAGAGAGAGGGAGAGAGCGAGGACAAGGACAGGCAGAGAACUAGAGCCAGCAUUAUAGAGAGGGAGAACACGAAACACUCGGCAAGAUAACAGGAGACACGCAUGGGAACAGCAGUUCACUAGAGACAGAGUAGGGGAGCCGGUGUGCAAGACAAACGUUUCAGAGCCUGAAGGUGUGUGUGUGUGUGCCUGCGUGUGUGUGUGUGUGUGUGUGUGUGUGAGUGAGAUACAGCUCAGUGUGUUUCCACGGUUCUCCUGAGGCCGUGGAAGCCAUGGCGUCAGAGCCAAGCACCCAGUCCAGGGUGAUGUUCCAGGCAACGAACAAAACAGAAGAGCCUGCACACCGCAAGUUGGGCAAGCUGACAGUCAAAUACAACCGCAAGGACCUGCAGAGGAGGCUGGAUAUCGAGGAGUGGAUCGACGGACAGCUGCACCUGCUGUUUGACUGUGAGGAGGAAGAGAUUCCAGAGUUAGAGAUUGACAUAGACGAGCUCCUGGAGCUGUCGGAUGAAGGGCAGAGAACCCGACUGCACGAGCUGUUGCAGGAAUGUGGGAAGCCAAAAGAGGAUUUUAUCAACGGGCUACUCUACAGGAUAAAGGGUCUACGCAAAAUGUCAGGUCCCUUGAAGAAAUAAUUAUAGGUCAAAUAAAGAAUUGAGACAAUGUGGAGCCUCUUAUCUUCCCCCCAGUUAACUGUUAGGAUGCCUGUAUGUGCGGUUCACAUGUCAGUGGGACUCUCUUCCUGGGUCAGUAUCAGUCUAACACCAGAGCAGUUGGGUUUUGAAUGGAAUUUUUAUUAUUAUUAUUAUUUCGCUUUAAUUUAUGGACUGCUAUAACAUUUUGUUUCCCAUAAACAUACCAAUACUGCACAUGAGAUAAAUCUGUAUUGACUAUUACUCAGACGGACUGUUUUUUUUUUUUUGUGUAAGACUGUACAUUUUCAGUUGCCUAUUUAUGUACAUAAAUAUUUUUGUUCUGAUAUAACAGUGUUGUACGUCAAAAUAAAAUUGAACAUUUUCAAGACAA